GAUGCAGUGUCCUACGUGCUGAGGAUUGAGGGGAGGCCGUACACCAUCCACCUGCAGCAGCAUGCCUUUCUAUCUGAUGAUUUCCAGACGUACAUGUCCAGUGAGCAGGGAUCUUUGCACUCUGAUUCUGCCCCCUUUGAGGGAGGCUGCCAYUACCGGGGUUACAUCGAGGGCUCCCCCAGCUCAGCAGUGACCCUCAGCAUCUGCUCAGGGCUCAGGGGUUUGCUGCAGUUUGAGAACGUGAGCUAUGGCAUCGAGCCCCUGGGCUACUCCCCUGCRUUCCGGCAUGUGGUGUAUCGAGUGAGCGAGGAGCAGGGGACAGGGUCCCUCCUGGCCCACAGCCCCCCCAGGACAGGGCUGCAGGCCUGGAGCAGGUUGGACAAGGCCCUUAGGGAUGAUGAGCCCCUCUCAGCUGCUGCACAAUCUCCCAAAUACCUCACAGUGUACAUGAUUUUGGACAAGGCUUUGUACAACUACAUGGGAUCAGACCCGAAUGCUGUGACRCAGAAGAUAAUUCAGGCCUUCAAUUUAAUCAACAAUAUGUUUAAUUCCCUUAAUGUCACCAUUGUGCUGUCCUCCCUGGAGCUGUGGGCAGAGGGGGAUAAAAUAUCAACAGCAGGGGACACAGAUGACCUUCUGCAACGAUUUCUACAGUGGAAACAGUUGUCUCUGGAGCCACGGGCRCAUGACAUUGCUUCUUUCUUAGGGUACAGGGACAAAGGAGGGUUCAUGGGCGCAGUGGCUCCAGGAGAGGCGUGUCACAGAGAUGCUGCUGCCACAGUGGCCCUGUACCCUGGCAAUGUGACACUGGAGUCCUUCUCUGUCCUGCUGGCGCAGGUGCUGGGCCGCAGCCUGGGCAUGAGCCCCGAUGGCUCCCGAGGCUGCAGCUGCCCCGGGCGAGUGUGUGUCAUGAGUCCCGAGGCGCUACAUUUCAGUGGGGCAAAAGCCUUUAGUAACUGCAGUGUCAGGGACUUUGAGACCUUCCUGAAGCAGGGCCGAGGCGCGUGCCUUUUCGACAGACCCCGGCUGGCCCGSCUGGCCCGCCAGAGCAGAGCCACCUGCGGCAACCGAGUGGUGGAGCCRGGCGAGCAGUGCGACUGCGGCACAGCCAAGGAAUGCCUGAAGGAUAGGUGCUGCACUACAAAUUGUAGAUUAAAGCCAACAGCAGAAUGUGCCUCUGGAUUAUGUUGUAAAAACUGUCAGUUGAUGCGCAGGAACGCGGUGUGCCGCGCGGCCGCCGAUGCCCAGUGCGACCUGCCCGAGUUCUGCAGCGGCUCCUCCGCCUCCUGCCCCGCCGAUGUGUACGUGCAGGACGGGCACAACUGCGCCCGGGGCACCGGCUACUGCUACCGGGGCCGCUGCCAGUCCUUGGACCUGCAGUGCAAGCAGCUCUAUGGCAGAGAUUCAAAGAAYGCUCCUGUGGUCUGUUAUGAGGAGAUCAACAGCCAGCGGGACAGGUUUGGGAACUGCGGGGUAAGGGCCGGACCCAAGUACGACCCCUGUGCUUGGAGGAAUCUCAGGUGUGGCAAGUUGAUCUGCACRUACCCAUCCAACAAGCCCUUCCCAUCAACUGCUGCUGCUGUGAUUUAUGCCCGAGUGCGGGAGCAUUUGUGUGUCUCUCUGAACUAYCUGAAUGUACCCCCAACGAGGGAUCCAAUUCUGGUUUCUCCAGGGACAAAAUGUGGCUCUGGAAAGGUCUGCAUCAACAACACGUGUCACCCUCACUCGGUGCUGGGCUCCAGCUGUGACAGCGCAGCCAAGUGCCACGGCCACGGCGUGUGCAACAACAAAGGCAACUGCCACUGCCACCCGGGCUGGCAGCCCCCCGACUGCAGCAGGAAGGGGUCCCGCCUGGGGGGCAGCGUGGACUGCGGGCUGCAGCUCAACGAGCCAGGAGCACCCUCGAGGCCAGUCCUGGGACCCGGUGACAUGGCCUGGCUGGUGCUGGGCUCCAGCCUCGUCCUGCUGGUCCUCACUGCAGCCCUCUGCCUCGGCCUGUGGCGACAGGAGCUGCUGGCCCGCUUCCAUGGGCAGCAGCCACCGGCCACCGAGGGCACCAGCCAGGAUGUGARCAGGGAGCUGGAGCCAGAGCGGCAGCGAAAUGUGCGGCGGAACCCGGAGCUGCAGAGGGAUGUGGAGCGAGAGCCUCGCGUGGGGCASAAGAGAGGCACAGCCCCAAAACAACAGCCAAAGCGGGGGCACCACUGUGGGCCCUGAUUAAAGGUGUUUGGCAAAGCUGGUGUCAUGGCCAGUGCCCCGUAGUUUUAUGAUUUGUGUAGUUUGUGCUUUUGUCAAAGUCAGCCCUGCUCUCAGGGCCCAGGGGCCACAGCGGUGGGGAUUGUCCCCUUUUCUCUGUGGGCACCUGGUGAUGGUUGGKGUUUGCCCAUCUGUGAGGGCUGUGGAGCUGCCUGAGGCUGGGCAGGGACAGCUCAGGGGCUGUGGCUCCUCUGAAGUGGAUGCUCCUGCUGUGGAUGUGUGUGGCUCAUCCUUCCUCGGGGUGUUUGUGGCUUUCCCAUGGGUGGAUGCCCACAGGGACCACGCUCAGUGUUUUCUCCAUGGCAAAGCCUUAUCAGCGACCUUUAGCCGUGUUUGCUCA
Molecule: messenger RNA, 2596 nt
Organism: Malurus melanocephalus (red-backed fairy wren)
Lineage: Eukaryota; Metazoa; Chordata; Aves; Passeriformes; Maluridae
Product: disintegrin and metalloproteinase domain-containing protein 32-like
Exons: 18
Biological process (GO): proteolysis; cell adhesion; binding of sperm to zona pellucida
Cellular component (GO): plasma membrane
Molecular function (GO): metalloendopeptidase activity
Source: RefSeq, a predicted model, not a curated record